Echinococcus granulosus is the source of this 1209-nucleotide messenger RNA. RefSeq names its product Mitochondrial inner membrane protein OXA1L. Gene Ontology annotation, cellular component: mitochondrial inner membrane. Gene Ontology annotation, molecular function: membrane insertase activity. The transcript has 7 exons. Gene Ontology annotation, biological process: protein insertion into mitochondrial inner membrane from matrix; mitochondrial respiratory chain complex IV assembly. The coding region runs from base 1 to 1209 and encodes 402 amino acids. The record is from RefSeq and is a predicted model, not a curated record. NCBI's taxonomy places the organism in Eukaryota, Metazoa, Platyhelminthes, Cestoda, Cyclophyllidea, Taeniidae.
AUGGCAUAUGUUCGCACAGCUUAUCGACUUACUCACUGGUCUGAUGCUUUGCUAGUCCGAUUUGCUUCUCUUUCCUCACAUUACACAAAAUUAGCUAGGCUUUCGCGGGGCGUGACCUCUAGUGAUAGCAACAAAGCUAGGAAAUGUAUCGCCUCAUUCCCUCUACUGGCUGCCUGCGCCUCGGAAAGAGUUCCAGACGUACCACAACUACCACCUAUCGAAGAUGCCACUCUUGCUCUGAACGCUCUCGGCGAACCAACGUUCGCUUCUCUUGGCCUUAAUAGCUACUGGCCAUCCGGAUGGUACCAAGCAGUUCUUGAGUUCUUGCACGUGAACCUGGAUCUUCCCUGGUGGGCUGCCAUAGCGACAACUACCGUUGUCAUUCGUCUCUGUCUGAUUCCAUUUGUGAUUGAUCAACGCCGAAAACUGGCAGCAUACACAAACGUCAUGCCGCAAAUUAAUUCUUUACAGAAUCGGAUGACAAGAGCUCGAGUCACUUCGGACUAUGUUGAAAUGAUGAAAGUUUCCCAAGAACUUCAGCACCUGAUGAAAAAUAACGACAUCAAUCCACUAAACAGCAUGCGUCUUGUACUAAUCCAAGUUCCAAUUUUUCUCUCUGUUUUCGCUGGUCUUCGGGGAAUGGCCCAGUUGCCAGUGGAGAGUCUUCAGACUGGUGGGCUCGGCUGGUUCGCUGAUCUGACUGUCUGCGACCCCCUCUACAUUCUCCCACUAUACAGCAUGUCAUCCAUUUUCUUGAUGUUUGAGUUUGGGGCCGAUAUGUCUUCCCAAGGACUCACACCAGGUGUUCGACUCGCAAUGCGCGUCUUUCCAGUAGUGGGUUUCUUUAUGAUAAUGCACAUGCCUUCGGCGCUUCUUUGGUACUGGUCAAUCAGCAACACGAUAUCAAUUUUACAGGCCCUCACAUUGCGCACCAAAUCCGUAAGGACGUACCUAAAGUUCCCUGAAAAGGUCGAACCUCCACCACAACUGAAAAACAGGAAGGGCUUUGUUGAGGGCUUCAAGGAGUCAAUGAGCAAUUCGAGGUUGCUUGCAGAACUGGAGGCUCGCGAACGGACGGACGCCGAACGCUGGCAGAAGGCAGGAAUGGGCGCAGUCCCAAAGACCUUUGCUUACGACAUCACAACUCGGAACAAGAAGCCUAUUAUCAAUGCGAAGGGCACUGUUGUCUCCGAGAAGAGCCGCUCCUAA